Messenger RNA from Penicillium macrosclerotiorum, 819 nucleotides. RefSeq lists its product as uncharacterized. NCBI's taxonomy places the organism in Eukaryota, Fungi, Ascomycota, Eurotiomycetes, Eurotiales, Aspergillaceae. The transcript has 2 exons. Bases 1 to 819 code for a protein of 272 amino acids. The record is from RefSeq and is a predicted model, not a curated record.
AUGGGCAAGGUCAACGAAAGAGAUGGCAUCGCCAUCCUGCAACUCAUCAUCUUCCCCUUUAUUUUCGCCGCGGCUAUUUUCAUCUGGAACCGGGCAGGGUGGAGAGUCGGCAGCAAGAUUUGGCGCUAUCCCGCUACUCUAUCACUCCUGCGAAUCGCCGGCAGCAUCUCGACCCUCAUUGCUAUUGAUCAUUCGAGCGACAAUGUUCUUCGCGCGGAGUUUGUGUGUGAGCUGAUUGGUAUUGCUCCCUUGCUGCUGUGCUAUAUCGGAAUCAUGCGACAGAUUGAUAUUGACCAGCGAAUUCCUCCCCGGCCUCUCGUCUUGGUGACCGUCAUGGCUAUUGUAGGCUUGAUUCUGGGUAUUGCCGGAGUGUCCACUGCCAACGUGGACGUCGAGGUGGUGAACGGCAAAGUCAAGUACAUCUACAACCCCGGGUCAUUGGUCCAGGCCUCCAUGGGUAUCUUCAUCGCAGUCUUCGUCAUCACUGUCCUGAUGACUGCGUGGUUGUACCUGCAGCUCAGCUCCAACCUGCGCCGCUUCCAGAAGAAGCUGUUUAUGGCCUCACUCUUCUCCGCCCCCUUCUUGCUGGUUCGCUUGGUCUACUCCGCCCUGGGCGACUGGGAUAGCACCGACGGCCGAUUCUCCCUCUUCGGGGGUAACUCCACCAUCUACCUGGUCAUGUCUGUGCUGGAAGAGAUCUUCGCCAUGAUCAUCACUAUGGGCCUGGCCCUGUCCGCCGUGCUCGAGUCAGAUUUUGUCAGGAUCACUCGCCCUGGGCAGCACGCGGUCGAGACAGAGCCCAAGUAUAACGGUGUCUAA